Messenger RNA from Funneliformis geosporum, 1338 nucleotides. NCBI's taxonomy places the organism in Eukaryota, Fungi, Glomeromycota, Glomeromycetes, Glomerales, Glomeraceae. The record is from the annotation of a GenBank genome assembly.
AUGGCUUCAAUAUUACCAAAACCAAAUAAAACGCGUUUAGCACAAUUAGCGGAAUUAUCAGCAAAAAUUUUUAAUAAUGUAUAUAAUCCAAAGGGGGAAAGAACAGGAAAUAAAAUACUUCGUCAGAAACUUAUAGGUCCUACAGUAGUUGAUUGGUAUCCGAAAAGAAUAAUAACUUUACGUAAAAUUACUGAUAUGUUUCCAAGAAUGGAAUUAGUUAAUCAAGAAGAAAAAUUACGGUUAGAAGAAAUUGCUAAAAGAAAGAAACGUGGUAAAGGUGCACCAAAAAAAGUUCAUACACAUGAAUUACCACCUUUAACACCCACGACCUUGCAUAUACAUUUUCUCGCUUCACCCAUUAAUCCAUCUGAUAUUAAUCAAAUCGAAGGCGUUUACCCAUUGAGACCUACAUUCACAAAAGAAUUAGGUGUUUUAUCUGAUGGAGAACAUAAAGAAUUGGCCGUUGGUGGAAAUGAAGGUGUGGCAGAAGUGAUUGCUGUUGGAGAUCAGAUUAAAGAUUUAAAAGUUGGUGAUUGGGUUGUAAUUGGAAGAUCUGGAUUCGGUACUUGGCGUACACAUGCCGCAGCAACUCCAAAUGAUGUGACACGUAUCGAUAAUAAGGGAAUUGGAUUAAUUCAGGCUGCAACUAUGACAGUGAAUGCUUGUACCGCAUUUCGCUUGUUAAAAGACUUUGUUACAUUAAAGGAAGGGGAUUUUGUGAUUCAGAAUGGGGCUAAUAGCGGUGUUGGACAAUCUGUGAUUCAAAUUGCUAAUGCAUGGAAUAUAAAUACGAUCAACAUUGUUCGAAAUAGACCUGACAUUGAUGAUUUAAAAGCGCGUCUAAAAUCGCUUGGCGCGACACAUGUAGUUACCGAUGAAGAAUUAGGAUGUUAUAAAACUAAAGAAUUGAUAAAGGAAUGGACAAGUAUUAACAAUAAUGUAGGGGUUAAAUUAGGCCUUAACUGCGUUGGUGGAAAAGUAUCAACAGAAAUGGCAAAAUAUUUAUGUCGUUCCGGAUAUCAUAUAACAUACGGAGCCAUGUCAAGGCAACCAAUUACAAUUCCAGCAUCACUUUUAAUAUUUAAAAAUAUAAAAUUUCUUGGAUAUUGGAUGUCAAAAUGGAAUCAAGUUCAUUCAAAGGAAGAAAGAAUUGAAAUGUUGAAUGAAGUUAUUGGAUUAAUUAGACAAGGAAAGUUGGGCGAUAUUGCUCAUGACGAGGUUAUUUGGGGAAAUUCAAAUGAAAAUGAUGAAUCUUUGAAAAUCAAAUUUUUGGAUGUUUUAGAUAAAGCUAAUACGGGAUUUCAUGGCAAAAAGCAGAUCUUAAAAAUUCAGCUUUAA